AGUUUUUCUUAGGCCGCGUGACACCGAUAGGCGACGAUAGCGUACCAACAGUGACAAGCAGGGCGAAAAAGUCGCCGGAGUUGGGGGCCAGUUAUCAGUGCAGUUUAAUCCCUCUAGUACAUGCAAACACGCUUUUUUCCUUUUCAAUUAGGUACAAACCUUGCUCUAUAUACCUUGCCCGUUUAGCCAGUGUCAUCCAUUUAUACACACGGCAUCUACCCUUAAACAUGAGCUACUUCAUUGACUUACUAAACCAUCCAGUGGUAGACAUGGCAGUUUCUAAUGUCACCCUUCCAGCUGAUCCCGGCCCGGUCACGUCACCCUUGAGGCUUGCCUUAUCUGGUGUGGCCGGUUCCACAUCUCUUGCAUGCUGGAUCGUUUUGCUUCUUCCGCAGUUGAUCGAGCAAUGGCGGUUGAAGUCCGCCGAGGGGAUUUCGUUGCAGUUUUUGCUGCUCUGGUUCCUUGGUGACGUUUUCAACUUGGGAGGUGCUCUUUGGGCGAACCUUUUACCGCAAGUGGUUUUCUUAGCCAUCUGGUACUGCAUUGCCGACUUUCUUUCCCUCUUCUCUUACUUCUACUACACCAAAAUCUAUCCUAAGCACCACAGGAAACACACACAUGGCGCUCAUGACACCACACCAUUGAUCGGUGAAGAGAGGAGACGCUCAAGCGGCCGCCGUAGAAGAUCCUCCACGUUGGAAGCCACCGUCACCGAAAAUAACUCUGUAUUUCUCAACUACAUAUUGCCAGUUUUGUUUGUCUGUGGCGCUGGUGUUUUUGGCUACUAUAUCUCCGGCUCGCAGUCCCACAGCGACGUGCCUGCGCCUGAACCAUCCCCACACGACAAGAUUGCCAUGGGGCCACAGGUGAUGGGCUACUUGUCUGCUGCGCUCUACUUGGGGGCCAGGAUCCCGCAGAUCUGGCAGAAUUACAAGAAGAAGUCCGUUCACGGGUUGAGCUUGCUCUUCUUCAUCUUUUCCGUGUUCGGUAAUCUCACCUACGGUGCCCAAAUUCUCUUGUACAGAAGCGACUCUGAGUACGUGUUGUUGAACUUGAGCUGGCUUUUGGGGUCUAUCGGGACAAUUUUCCAGGACGGUUUCAUCUUCAUGCAAUUCUAUAUGUACAGAGAAGAUUCCAAGGAAGCUGUCAUCGAAGAGUGACCCGGCUGCAUUCAUUGAACUCUCGUGCAUUAUCUCCAUAUUAAUACUAUACGUAUAUUAGAAAUAGACUGUAAACAGAUGU
Messenger RNA from Babjeviella inositovora NRRL Y-12698, 1242 nucleotides. Its product is annotated as PQ-loop repeat-containing protein. Gene Ontology annotation, biological process: basic amino acid transmembrane export from vacuole. The transcript is spliced from 2 exons. Lineage: Eukaryota; Fungi; Ascomycota; Pichiomycetes; Serinales. Bases 228 to 1160 code for a protein of 310 amino acids. The record is from RefSeq and is a predicted model, not a curated record. Gene Ontology annotation, cellular component: fungal-type vacuole membrane.